GACGGCCUUUAUAUGCCAACCCCAUUCUCCAUCCAGUCGUUCCCAAUAGACAUAGAAUCACAUCAUCAUCAUCAUCUCUCUCUCUCUCUCUUUCUCUGUCUCUCUCUAGGAUUUUUAAUGGCUGUCGUGGCAAUUGGAGUCAACUCUCCGGCAUUCUCGCCGUCGACGUUCCCCAAGACGCCGUCCUUCUGCUCUCCUCUAAGCAUCGCGCCUCCGUUGCCCUUGCCACCUUUGUUGCCCGUGCCGUUGCGUAUAGAACCGGCGGCUGAGGAGAAAGAGAGCUCGGUGCUGAGCAGGAAGAGGCCCGCAAGGCUCUCGAUUCCUCGGACAAUGGGAUCGGCAGGCUUCGGCGAGGUUGGCGUGCGCGAGGUGGGGGCGGAGUUGGUGGAGGUGCGGGAAGACACGUAUGGAGUGUAUUCCAAGAGAGGGAGGAGGGGGGGUCGCCUGGAGGAUCGAUUCUCCGCUGUUGUUGGAAUUCAAGGCGAUUCUAAGCAGGCCUUCUUUGGGGUAUUUGACGGUCAUGGAGGAGCAAAAGCCGCUGAAUUUGCGGCGAAAAACAUGGAUAAGAACAUUCUGCAACAUAUGGCAGGAAAUAGCGAUUCAAAUAUGGAGGAGGCUGUGAGAGAUGCUUACCUCAAAACAGAUGCAGAUUUCAUGCUUGAAAAUGCUAACGGCGGUACCUGCUGCGUGUCUGCAUGGAUCUGGAAAGGCGAACUUGUCGUAUCGAAUGCCGGUGACUGCCGUGCUGUUAUCAGCCGAGGAGGAACUGCAGAGGCCCUUACCACCGAUCACCGUCCUUCGCUGGAAAGCGAAAGAGAGAGGAUAGAAGCCCUGGGGGCCUAUGUCGAUUGCUGUCGUGGCAUUUGGAGAAUACAAGGUUCGCUCGCCGUAUCCAGAAGCAUUGGAGAUCAGCACCUCAAACAUUGGGUAAUACCAGUCCCGGAAACAAAAACUCUACAAGUAUCGCCAGAUUGCGAAUUCCUAGUCCUAGCUUCUGAUGGUCUUUGGGACAAGGUCACGAAUCAGGAGGCUGUUGAUUUAGUUCGGGCUAUGAACGUUGAUGCCAAUUUGCAAGAUCCCUUCUCAGCCUGUAAAAAGCUUGCCGAGUUGUCGAUGAGGAGAGGCUCGACCGAUGAUAUAACUGUGCUAGUAAUCGAUUUGCGUCGUUUUGUCUCGUGAGCUGUAGCCCGUGGAGAAUGCACCCAGAGAAAGGGAAGACCCCCCUCCUUUGCGAAGUUGGGCUGUUGUACCUCUGGGGACAAGUUCGUUACCUUAUCCACCAUCCGACCGAGUUAUCGGCUACUUACUCAUUCUAGCCAUCUCUGAUUAUGUAAAUGUAUCUAACAACUACAUAGAACUAUAGUGAUAAACUAGUUUGGACUCUGUUUAGCUGCUAUGUGAGUGUUACUGUUUGCCAAUCCCAUCCCUGGAAAGUUCUGGAUCUCUUGGCUGUACUUGUAAAUUGUGACAUUCCUUCUGCUAAGAAGUCUCAUACUUAGAAUUUGCACAUCUCCGUUGGUCG
Molecule: messenger RNA, 1522 nt
Organism: Rhodamnia argentea
Lineage: Eukaryota; Viridiplantae; Streptophyta; Magnoliopsida; Myrtales; Myrtaceae
Product: probable protein phosphatase 2C 30
Exons: 4
Coding region: 13-1179 (388 amino acids)
Biological process (GO): protein dephosphorylation
Cellular component (GO): nucleus; cytosol
Molecular function (GO): cation binding; protein serine/threonine phosphatase activity
Source: RefSeq, a predicted model, not a curated record